AUGAAUAUCUUCAGGCUCUUCGGUGACCUUUCGCAUCUGGCGUCUAUCUUCAUCCUCAUACACAAGAUACAUACAUCACGGUCAUGUCGAGGAAUCUCACUCAAAACGCAGAUACUCUACGUCGUUGUCUUCGUGACGCGGUAUAUCGACUUGCUGUUGGUCUUUAGAGGGGAAUGGAUCUCGUUCUACAACUUCUUCAUGAAAUUGUUCUUCAUCGGCAGCAGCGGAUACACUGUCUACCUCAUGCGCUACCGCUUCCGGCCCACAAAUGACCCUUCAAUCGACACGUUCAAAAUGGAAUACCUGCUUGGUCCGUGCGUGCUACUGGGCUUGAUAUUCAAGUACGAGUGGUCUGUCAUGGAGGUCCUGUGGUCGUUUUCCAUCUGGCUCGAGUCCGUCGCCAUUCUGCCACAGCUCUUCAUGCUCCAGCGGACUGGAGAGGCGGAGACCAUCACCACGCACUAUCUUGCUGCUCUUGGUGCAUACCGUGCCCUCUACAUUCCCAACUGGAUCUACCGCUACUGGUCAGACGGACACAUCGACCCAAUAUCUAUUGUCGCCGGCCUUGUGCAAACUGCACUCUAUGUCGACUUCUUCCAUGUAUACUUUACCAAGGUUUUGCAAGGACAGAAGUUCGAGCUCCCCGCGUAA
This is a messenger RNA of Peniophora sp. CBMAI 1063, 651 nucleotides long. Lineage: Eukaryota; Fungi; Basidiomycota; Agaricomycetes; Russulales; Peniophoraceae. The record is from the annotation of a GenBank genome assembly.